GGGGUCACCGCGUUCGUCACACCCUGUACUACAUGAACCAUCCCAUCCUAGUCUACAGGCAGGUUCGGACUGACAACUCAUGGGGCCCCCGGGCAAUAGGGGAUCAUGGGGCCCCUGUGUCCUCGCCCACAAUCAAACCACACCCAAAAAAGCCUAUGAAAGGUACCAGGGGCAUCUCAUGGGGCCCCCUACUGACCCCGGGCACUCAGGCAGUGCCCGAAUGGUCAGUCCACCCGUCUACAGUGAAAUCCCACACACACACACACACACAUUUUUUUUCCAGCACACACUAUCCAGUAUCUCCUCCAAAUACUCCACAGUCCAACACUCUGACCAUACAAAUUGUCUAUUAAACACAGUCUAUA
Molecule: messenger RNA, 365 nt
Organism: Staurois parvus
Lineage: Eukaryota; Metazoa; Chordata; Amphibia; Anura; Ranidae
Source: the annotation of a GenBank genome assembly